ACGCAGAUCUCCAUACUGGCUGCGAAUCCUAACCGCUCAAGAUCCCUGAUGGCAGUGACUAACAGUGUAGCAUUUCGUGAAUAUCUAGUGUAUAUAUGUCAUCAUAUUAAUGCAUGUGUCCCUCAAGUUAAUCUGCCAGUAAGAUCCACUGACAUUGCAUUUAUGUACGUCAAGAAUACGGUUACGCUCACUGACUAAGCCCUAUUGACUCGGCAGUAGGUGAAAGCAAGAAAAAUGCAUUGCGUUUACAAUUUUCUGCAAAGUACUCUAAUCUGUGUAUUGUACGAUAAUUCCACUCUCUUGAUGCGCUAUUCACCUAAAUUCUUAGUGAAUCCAUGGCAGUACUUGGGUAAGCUCGCUACAUAGAGAUUUCUAUUGACGAAGUUACAUGUCCUAAAUCAGAGUGUUUAUGACGCUUGACGACAAUAGGAUGCAUUUCCGGCUAUUGCAUAAGGCUUAUAUAGUCUUUCCUAUUCUGUACCAGGUUCCUUGGUUGAUGUGCAUAGCAGUCCUGGGCAGCCCCGCACUUGUGUCUGUAUCUAUGGCGAUCUAUCAUCCACUCGUCAAGUGACCGAUGUGAGGUCAGCAAACACAUGCAAUUGAGAAGUUGAUAAAGGGUAGGUCCCGGAGUCUUAAGUGGGAAUUCAUAAAUUGCUAGAUCGCAAUCCGUCAUGGCCACUAAAUCAGAAGCCGAAAUGAUCGAAAAAUCAAAUUCUGUGCCCCUUGCUUCAGAAGAGAAGGACGCCACGCAUCUGCGCGAGGAGCUACGAACUUCAAAACAAGGCGGUUACAUCCCUACUACAUCCGAAGAAAAGAAACGUUCCAGAGCUCUCAAUCGCAAAUUCGACUUGUACAUCCUGCCAUUCUGCAUCAUCAUCUACAUGUUCAAUGGGCUCGACCGGUCAAACUUGGGCAAUGCUCAAACAGAUAACUUCACAGCCGAUCUUGGUAUGCGGCCCGAAGCAAUCAAUACAGCGACGAGCCUGUUCUUCACGACUUUCGUGCCACUGCAGCCUGUCAGCACGAUAAUAGGAAAGAAGGUCGGCCAGAGUACCUACCUGGGCAUCAUUGCUUUGGGGUGGGGGGUCUUGACGUUAAGUCAUGCAUGGGUCAAGAAUGAAGCACAACUGAUAGCCAUACGACUUUUAAUUGGAGUCUUUGAAGCUGGUUUCUAUCCAACGACUGUUUCAUACUUGACAUUGUUCUACCCAAGAUUCGACCUCGCAUUUCGCAUUGCGCUAUUCUAUGGUAGCUAUGCUGUGGCGGGGGCGUUCGGUGGCUUGAUUGCAUAUGGAUGCUUCCAAAUCGAUGGAUCGAUGCACGGAUGGCAGUAUCUCUUCAUCAUUGAGGGUACUAUUACCAUCGCUAUCGCUCUUGCCACACCGUUCUGGCUUGCAAAAAGUCCCGGUCAAAGCUGGUUUCUAAGCCGCCAGGAGCAAGAAUUUGCGGAACAAAGGAUGGUGCUUGACUCUGCGGCGAAUGAGGACUCGAGGUUUAAGCUCAGCAAGAAAGAUGUUCUGGAGGGUAUUGCAGAUUGGAAACUUUGGGCCAUUUUGCCUUUCAAUGUCCUUGCAAGUAUCGCGCCGCAAGGCUUUACUAUCUUCAUGCCUAUAGUUAUUAAGGGCCUUGGAUAUUCUGGUCCCACCGCUAAUUUGAUGACAGUACCGCCAUACGUUGUAGGCGCUGGUCUCCUAUUACUGUUCGCCUACUCCUCAGAUCAUUUUCGCGAACGGACAGUACACAUACUCGUCGGUCUCCUGCUUGUCAUCAUCGGCCUUAUAAUGGCUUUUUCGAUCCCGAUAUCUUCUCCUGCAGCUCGAUAUGGAGGUAUUAUCAUUCUGCUGUCGGGAACUUUCAUCGCGGCCCCGAUCACUGUUGCGUGGCUCGCUGGCAACACCCCUGAACCAGGGAAGCGAGCCGUGGUCCUUGGAAUCAACGGCUUCGGAAAUCUAGGCGGUAUCAUUGGAAGUGAACUAUUUCUGUCAAGAUAUGGUCCAAGCUAUGUCUUCCCACUGAAGGUUACCACUGGGCUGAUUGCGGUAAGCUUCUUGGGGUAUCUGGCUUAUUACUUCGAAUUGAAAGGAUGGAAUAAGUACAAGGCCAAGAAGCUCGCUUCCAUGACGCCGACAGAUAUUGAGGAGGAGAGAACGAAUGAUAUCAGAUACGCGGACAAGAAAUGGACGUUUGUGUAUGGGGUAUGA
This is a messenger RNA of Periconia digitata, 2201 nucleotides long. NCBI's taxonomy places the organism in Eukaryota, Fungi, Ascomycota, Dothideomycetes, Pleosporales, Periconiaceae. The record is from the annotation of a GenBank genome assembly.